Lethenteron reissneri (Far Eastern brook lamprey) is the source of this 6737-nucleotide messenger RNA. RefSeq names its product collagen alpha-1(XIII) chain-like. Lineage: Eukaryota; Metazoa; Chordata; Hyperoartia; Petromyzontiformes; Petromyzontidae. The record is from RefSeq and is a predicted model, not a curated record.
UUCUCCCGGAAGAGAUGGUUUUCCGGGCAGCAAAGGGAGCCCCGGCUUCGCGGGACCCCCGUGCCGACCCCACACCGACCUCUCAUUAAAGGGGCACGUCGGACAAAAGGGGUCCCCUGGGGAGCCAGGGCUAUCCAUCAUCGGACCCCGAGGACCCCCGGGGCAGCCUGGCUCGCGAGGUUUCCCAGGAUUUCCGGGCCCAAUUGGACUGGAUGGAAAGCACGGUCAGCCGGGUACCAAAGGAGAGCUUGGGCCUGCUGGUCCAAAAGGAGAUAAGGGCGACCAGGGUGACAUGGGCGCGAGGCUGGUGUUUCCUCGAACGGCUUACAGCUUUCUGGCGGCCGACCAGCACAUUAUUAAGCGACGGAUCAUGAAGGGAGACCAGGGCCAGGCGGGACCGCCCGGACCACCCGGCCCGCCAGGCCCCAUCGGUCCCAUCGGCCUGCCAGGACCCAGAGGGCCGGCGGGCGAUAUGGGGAAAGACGGACCCCGUGGCCCCUUGGGGCUACCGGGUGAGCCCGGUCAAUCUGGCAAGGACGGCUCCAAGGGCUCACCUGGGCUGCCGGGGCUUCAGGGGGAGAAGGGAGACGGCGGCCUCCAGGGCAGGACGGGAGAGAAGGGCGAGUCCGGCCUGCCAGGCAUGAUGGGAUGGAAGGGUGAGGUUGGACCACCCGGGCCAGCCGGACCUCUAGGCAUAAAGGGGGAGAGGGGAUAUGUAGGCUUCCCCGGGAAGCGGGGAGACAAGGGUGCCCAAGGUUUCCCAGGGCCCAUGGGGCCCACAGGUCCAGCAGGGCCCAAGGGGGGGGCGGGAUCCGCCGCGGCCGGAAUCAAGGGGGAUCCUGGUUUUCCCGGUCUCCCUGGGCUCCCGGGAAAGAAGGGCGAGGCAGGCUUGCUUGGGCCCCCUGGCUUUCCAGGCCUCAAGGGGGAAGCCGGUGGCCCAGGCCAUCUGGGCCGCCCUGGCAUCCCCGGACGCAAAGGAGCCACGGGUGAGAAGGGAGAAGUGAGCACCGCCUCGGCUUUCGUCGCUGUCAAGGGGGAACCGGGAAUGCCCGGACUGCCGGGUAUGCCCGGCCUGCAGGGCCUCCCGGGAGUGAAGGGGGAUGCGGGAGACAGCGGCGCAUACGGCCUGCCCGGGUUACCUGGCCUCAAUGGCAGCAAGGGUGAGCGUGGCUUGAAGGGCGACGUGGGAGAACUUGGAUCCCCAGGCCCCAUAGGCCCCAUGGGUCCCAAGGGCGCGGAGGGGCCCAAGGGCGAUCGCGGUUCCACCGAGGUCAUCGACUACAAUGGUGACAUCCAGGAGGCGCUUCAGGCAGUGAAAACGCUGGCCUUCAUGGGACCUCCGGGCCCACCCGGCCCACCUGGGCAGAAGGGUGAAAUGGGACUUCCUGGCGCUCCUGGAUUGGACGGCGAAAAGGGCCCACGUGGCAAGACAGGGGACCCAGGAGAAUCGGGGCUUCCCGGCAAGGAAGGGCCCAUGGGGCUCAAAGGGGACUUUGGUCCCCCUGGCCUCCCGGGGCACACGGGGCCCAGGGGAGACAAGGGGGAGCUGGGACUGCCAGGGCCUUCGGGGCUGGAUGGGCUGACGGGCGCCGAUGGGAUGCCAGGCACUCCGGGCCUACCUGGGCGCCAUGGAGAGAAGGGAGAUAGAGGGGAGAAGGGAGACUUGGGCGACGUGAUGUCUGGUCUCCAGGGUUUGCCCGGCCCCAGCGGUCCUCCCGGGCCUACGGGGCUGCAAGGUUUUCCAGGACCCAAGGGAGACGCCGGGAUGGACGGAUUGCGGGGGGAACGGGGUGACACUGGGGACAAAGGGGACCGGGGCCCCAUGGGACUCCCAGGCGCCUCGGGCUUAGACGGGCUGCCGGGACCACCGGGGCCGAACGGGCCAGCGGGGCCGCUCGGUCCAGCGGGGCCAAAGGGAGAGAAGGGAGAGAAAGGAGACUUUGGAUCCAUAGGACCUCACGGACCGCCAGGGCUACCCGGCCGGAACGGGAUGCCCGGACUCCAGGGCACGUCCGGACUGAGGGGAGACAAGGGGGAACGGGGGGAGAGGGGAGUCCGAGGUAAAAAGGGCCCGAAGGGCGAUAAGGGAGAGCAGGGGGCUCCAGGAUUAGACGCGCCCUGUCCUUUGGGAGCGGACGGGCUGCCCCUACCUGGCUGCUGGCAGAAAUGAUGGUCUGCCUAACCCUCAGCAUGGGGCUGCUGUUGUAUAUAAGAUAUAAAUACUAUAUUUUGUAUCAAACGUCGCUUUUUUGUAAAGUUGUUUUUUUUAUGAUGAUGAUGAUGUUGUUUAGAUCUGUUGGGUUUGUUUUUUUUACACUAAACCGUUUUUUUUACACGUUGAUUUCGUUUAUACACGGUUCGUAAUAAGGCAUGAGCAUAAUAAUUUAUGGCUAUGACCACACAAGUGUUAUGUACGUUGCUACGGUAACAAAUUGCUUGCCUCUAAGAAAGCCAUGGGGGGCGGGGUUUGGGGGGGGAGAAUUUCAACAUCUCCGUUCUGCAUUCACGCUAACUUAUUCAUGAUGGGCGUGACUAUUCGCUUAAUUAAAACAGAAUAAGCGCGCUUCGAUUUUAAAAGGUACCCGGCCUUCCGAAUUGUUCUCUUCGUUCACGAACAUUCCGUGCUACAUUCCGUGGAUAAUUAAGCAUUUCUAGAUUUUUUUUUUUUACAUCGUUCCAAAUACGGCUGGUGGUGUGGACCAACCGACCUUCUAUCCCACGAGCCGAGCUGCCUUGUUGAAGUUGCGAGGUUUGCUUGUCCGAUCCGAGCAGCGGAAGGCUGCGAUGAAACCUACGAACAUUCCCCGAAGCGCGCCAAAAUAAAACGAUGUGCUCGUAUCAGCGGCCACCGCGCCGCGUGUGAUCGGUCAGUGGGUACAGCGGUGAAAAUCUGUAGCGCUGCGUUACAGAUGUCAGUCUUCUCAUAAUAAUAAUUGUAAUGAAUUUCUUAAUAUUCAUCGUAAAUUACAGAAAUUACAUUUGCAGAUUUAACACAAAAAAAUCGGUUGUUAAGCUCGCAAAGGGUUUGGCAGUGUGGUUAUGUCAGUGUUCUCAUAAUAAUAAUAAUUGUAAUGAAUUUAUUAACGUUCAUCGUAAAUUACAGGUAUUACAUUCGCAGAUUUUUUUAAAAAUGGGUUGUUAAGCUCGCAAAGAAUAUCUUAGUGUGGGUCCAAUCGUGUUAGUGCUGCGGGCACGUAGCUACCGCGCGUGGCUGCCCUGGUCUUGGAGGCGCUCUUCCAAGCAAUGCUCUCCUAUGCAUGGCUCUCUUGCACUGCCAGCCAGCCAGUCAGCGUGCCUCUACCGCGGUGUUCUUCAUUGCGAGGCCCGCGGGCGACUGGCGGGCCCCUGGUGGGCUUUAGUGCGGCCCCUUACGUCCGGACCCCAUCAUCAUCGUGCCGCUGUCAAACCCUCAAUGGUUUCAAAUGUGUGGCGGCCCUCACACUGACGAUGUCUUCUUAUCGGCGAAAGUGCCCGUGCCCCCCCCCCCCCCCCCCAUUUGAAGAACAGUGCUGUACCCACUGACCACGAGCAGCGGCAACCUGCAGCCAGUGGGGAUCGUAAUCACGAGCGGGGGUUCAGCAAGCUCUGCUUCCUGACGUAUACACGACGGGGGAGGGAGGGAGCGCCUCGGCUCCACGUGUCACGUUUACCGCGCUGCGUGUUGAUAAGUGGCGGCCGUCAAGAGAGUUUUGGGACAAUCCGGGGCUGCGUACCUUGGCUGCCAUGAGACCCAGGCAGGAGAAUGAACCCACCCACGCGGUCGUCGCUUGCAAAUAAUUUAUUCAACGGGAGUAACUGGAACGUGAAUGUGAUGGAGAAGUGGCAGUGGACAGGAUAUUUUACUAAUUAGCGUUGGGUUUCCACGCGCCCCCCCCCCCACCCCCACCCCCUUGGGUGUGGACAAAGUCGGCUUUCGAAAUGACUCCAGAAGUCGAUCUGUGACGUCCUCUUCAGGCGUUGCACUGAUUGGCACGAGUGUCAAUUUCUUAACGGCAUCGCGUUUCCAAUUUGGAUCAUAAGUGGGUAAAUUUAGAACGAUAACGGUGACAGUCGCUGGGUUUCCUAUCAACCUUUACACUUUGUACGUGUUGCUCAUUCCGGCCACGGCUAACAUCAGUGGUGAGAUAUCUGAACCGGUCCUGAGUGCCCCCCAACCCCUUUCACCAACCCACGCGGUCCAGUAUGGUGAAGUAUGGGCAAACAAUCCCCAUGACCGACAUGGCUUGUGGCGAGGGUCCUUACUCAGCGUUGAAUUCACAACGACCUAAAAUUGAAUGAUGAUUCAAGUGGAUAUUAAGUUAACCUACUUUUUAAGUGGACACCCAAGAAAAUACCUCUUCUAGACCACUCAAAAUGCCACUGCAGGUAGCCGAAAAUCUACGAUCAAUUUUAAAAUCGGACACAGUCUCUCCUUCCCUCCGUCUCUCUCUCUCUCCCCUGGGCUUCAUGGCAGUCAAAUAUAGCGGCCCUCUCACAUUGAGCGCCGUGGCGGUUAUUCGGUUUGUGGUUGCUGCGUGAGUUCAUAUGCAAAUAUUAACAGAUUGCUGCUGCGCCGUGUGUGAUUUAAUAUUGCCCGUGUGUGUGUGUUUUUUAUACGUCGCGUGCGGCGGUUGUCAUAAAUCACGCCAAUUGUCUUUAACAUUUUCGUGUUUUAUUUUUUAAACAAAAAAAAAGCUAUCAGAUAAUGCAUCCUGCUUUGUGUUGUGUUUUUAAGACGGUUUUUAUAAGCGCCGGCAAUUGUUUGUUGUUGUGGAUAAUACACCGCCGUGAUCCCAUGUUUUAUGCUUCCCAUUGAUCUAAAAACACAUUCGUUUGGAGCGUCGCUCUUCAUUGCAAGGCCCGGGGGCCACGGGCGGCCCCUGGUGGCCUUUAGUGCCGGCUCCUGGCAUGCGGACCCCGACAAUACACGACACUUGACAACACCCCCCAUCAUCAUCAUCAUCGUGCUGCUGUCAAACCCCAAUGGUUUCGAAUGCGUGGCGGCUCUCACACUGAUGUCAUAUCGGCGAAAGUGACCCCCCCCCCUAGUGAAGAACAAAGAUUUCGAAGAAUAUAGCUGUGAUCAUCGCUGCAUGGAACUUAUUAACCGAGGGUGGAACGAGACACAUCCAUUCAUCGAUGAAUCACUGAUUUUAAGCUCGUGCCACGUGUAAGAAUCUAUUGUUGUUGUUUUAGAUUCGUAAAUGUCAUUGGGGGGGGGGGGGGGGUAGCAAUGGCGCAGCGGCUAAGGCACCGCGCUCUAAACCCUGCGACCGAGUUCCAUUCCUGGGCUCGGCCAACAUGGGUGGCAAGUGACCACAUCUGAACUAUUCCUGCACCAACGCGCGUUGACCAACACGGUGAACUCCUACGACCGACACGACGUGGGGAGGCCUUCAUCCAGCAGUGGAUUGACAAAGGUCUCUACUUCAUAAAGAAUGACGCAUGUAAUUGGGUCACGUAAAUCGUGCGGCCACAUGAAGGCUGCUGACAUUCGCCACAAUGUUACAAAAAUGAAUUCAUUCUUUCAUUCAUUUCGGAACCCCGCAUCACAAUAAUUAAUCGAAUCUCCACGGGGUUGAGGAGAUGGUGAAUCGUUCCAUCCCUUUCGUAAUCUGUGCACCUAUUAAAGCUCCCCACGCAGAAGCUGAUCACGUGACACGAGCUUCCACAGCACCAAACAGCCUCCUGGCACAGUCCGAGAUAGUCCAAGAUGGGAGCCCACCUCUAAUUUGGAAUAGAAGCUCAAUAUUUCACUGAUGUUAUCAGCCACAUGCGAGGGUGGUUCAAGCAAUUCCUAGACCUUGUUCUAGUAGAACAGAGAGUUUUACAUUCCAGGAUCAUGGCAGCUCCAUGUUUUUAUUAAUGAUCACCGUCCAUAGCAUGGCAGCUGUUAACAGCAACUACUCACAAACACAGCCACCGCACUCGUAACGACAGAUCCCCCGUGUACCCUUGACAGACUUUUGGAGAAAGUGCUGUUAGCGAGCACCUCUAAAGGCUAGAACGGCACACGAUGGGGUGGGUGGCCAGAACCACCUUCGGCCGCCUUUGUCUCCCCAGUGGCGAUGUUUACACAUCACACCAGAUACUCACUAAAUGCCGAGUCGACUUUGAUAAUCGUCACUGACGUUGACCGUGAGUGGGAAUCGAACUCGGGUGGCCGGGGUCCGUAGCAGAGCACGCUAACCAGUCGCACCACAGCUCCCCAUAAACACGGCCACCACCGCGCUCACGCGACGCUCACAAACACAACAGACAAACACAGCCCACUCACGUCUCAUCGCCUUCUCCCAGCCAUGCACAAAUGCCCGAAUGCCCGCAAACACAGGAUAGAAAGGAAGCGUGAUAUUUGCUUGAACCAUUUCAAGAUAUGCGUCUUACACUCGUAAUUUACAAUAUCUUGCACAACCACCUUGGCUGGAAGCAAUGUAAUUCCAAAUUGAAACCCCUCAAUAAUCCCUGGCAGCAAUCGAGAAUCUCUAACGCCGGUUGUGUACAAAAACAAAAUUUGAGACUGGCAUGAACGGCAAUUUAAAAGAAAAGUGGCUUUUAUCCCGUCGUAUAUUUUGAAACCGUGGAUCACUCCGCACACGACAACCGCGUUUCAUCCGCGCAGUAUUAUGAAUUAAACAUGGGAGCAAUUUCAAUGGUAUACGAUGGUUUUCGGUGGCAUGGGUUGUACUUUGCUUGUUCGUGCGGUAUUGUUGGAGAUGAGGCGUGUUGUCAGGCGCCACUGCAGCCUGUGAAGAUCACAG